Molecule: messenger RNA, 1539 nt
Organism: Cygnus atratus (black swan)
Lineage: Eukaryota; Metazoa; Chordata; Aves; Anseriformes; Anatidae
Gene: TOX2
Product: TOX high mobility group box family member 2
Exons: 9
Coding region: 1-1539 (512 amino acids)
Biological process (GO): regulation of transcription by RNA polymerase II
Cellular component (GO): nucleus
Molecular function (GO): chromatin DNA binding
Source: RefSeq, a predicted model, not a curated record
AUGGACGUUAGGUUUUACCCCUCCGCCCCCACCGCCGUGGGUUCCCUGCCCGGCGCUGACCCCCCCUGCUUGGGGCCGCUGGAUUAUUAUCACUGCAACAAGUUUGAUGGGGAGAACAUGUACAUGGGAAUGAACGACAAUACCCAGGAGUUUCUAUCAGCAAAUCAGACAUACAAUGGUCAGAAUGAGAAUAACGAGGACUAUGAAAUCCCACCCAUAACGCCUCCCAAUCUCCCCGACCCUUCACUCCUGCACUUGGUGGACCAUGAAACUGGAUAUCACUCCCUGUGCCACAGCCUGCCUCCGAACAGCCUGAUACCCGCCUACCCCUACCAGAACAUGGACCUGCCAGCCAUCAUGGUCUCCAACAUGUUGAGUCAGGACGGGCAUCUUCUCUCCAGCCAGCUACCCACGAUCCAGGAGAUGGUGCACUCGGACGCCACGUCCUACGAGUCCAACCGGCAAGUGCCCCUGCUCAACCGCCCUGGGAUGCUGGCCGGGCCCAUGAGCGCGCUCAGCCAGUCGCAGCUGAUUUCUCAGAUGGGGAUGCGGAGCGGUGUCACCCACGGCUCCCCUUCGCCCCCGGGAAGUAAGUCUGCUACACCAUCUCCCUCCAGUUCUACUCAGGAAGAGGAGACAGAGUCACAUUAUAAGGUCACUGGAGAGAAAAGACCAUCGACAGACCUGGGCAAAAAGCCCAAAAGCCAAAAGAAGAAGAAAAAGAAGGAUCCCAAUGAGCCCCAGAAGCCUGUGUCAGCUUACGCCCUGUUUUUCAGAGACACGCAAGCUGCUAUCAAAGGGCAAAACCCCAAUGCUACCUUUGGAGACGUAUCGAAAAUUGUUGCAUCAAUGUGGGACAGUUUGGGAGAAGAACAAAAACAAGCAUAUAAGAGGAAAACAGAAGCGGCGAAGAAGGAGUAUCUGAAAGCCCUGGCCGCAUACCGGGCCAGCCUGGUCUCCAAGAGUUCUGCCGACCAGGGGGAGACGAAAAGCGCCCAGCCCAACCCACCUUCCAAGAUGAUCCCGCCCAAGCAGCCCAUGUACCCGAUGCCCCCGCAGGCUUCGUCGCCCUACCCCGGCCUGGGCUCCUUCCUGUCCCCGUCGGACCUGCAGAGCUACCGCGGCCACCCCCACCCCAGCCUGCCCCGGACCCUGCCCUCCAAGCCCAUGCUGCCCAGCAUCAGUGCCUCCCCGCCGCCCGCCUUCCAGAUCAGCCCUCCCCUCCACCAGCAGCUCUCCUUGCACCACCCGCAGAGCUCCCUCCUCAGCCAGCCCCUCAGCAUGCAGCAGGUCCCCCAGCAGCCCCUCCUGUCCCCCCCCAUGGCACUACAGGUACAGCCCCCCAUGAACUCCUCGCCUCCCGGGCAGCAGGACUUUUCGCAUAUUUCGUCUGAGUUUCAAAACAGCGUUGGACCCCGUUCGCCUGGUGCAUCAAAUCCUCCAGGAAGCACUGAGUGGGACAGCGACUACCCCAGCAGAGAGUGUGGGAUCAACCAUUGCAGCAUGCUGCCAAGGGACAAGGCGCUCUACCUCACCUAA